CACUCCGCCAGCAGAGGAAGCUCCUAGACCAAUCACAUCUGUGUUUACACCAUCACCUGUCAAACACACACCCUCUGCUGGAUUUUCUCUCUGAAAGGAGCUGAAAACACACACUCACACUGAAGCGUCUACGGUAGCCGCUAACUGGACGGACUCUCUGGCAAUCGACCUUUUGCAGUGAAAGUGGAAUAAGUCUUGGAACCAUGAGCUCAGUGGCAGUGUUGACCCCGGAGGAGAGCUUUGCGGAGCACCGCAGCGGCCUGAGGACCAGGAGAUCCCAGGCUGCGUCCCGAGGACGAGGCCUACAUCCCCACCUAUCUGGAGGCCUUCCUCGCUGCCGGAGAAGGGCGCGCCGGGGGGAAGGCCGGGGAGCCGGCGUCGGCGUGGGGGAGCAAGAUCAGGCCCAUCAAAGCUUCCGUCAUCACCCAGGUGUUCCACGUGCCGCUGGAGGCGCGCCGUACAAGGACAACAGCCAGUUCGGCGAGGGCGAGGAGGCCAAGGUGUGCCUGGACAUCAUGCAGCGGACGGGCGCGCACAUCGAGCUGUCGCUGGCCAAAGACCAGGGCCUGUCCAUCAUGGUCACCGGCAAGCUGGACUCCGUCAUGAAGGCCCGCAAGGAGAUCGUAGCCCGGCUGCAGACGCAGGCGUCGGCGACGGUCGCCAUCCCCAAGGAGCACCACCGCUUCGUCAUCGGCAAGAACGGCGAGAAGCUGCAGGAGCUGGAGCUGAAGACCGCCACCAAGAUCGCCAUUCCACGCCCCGACGACCCCAGCGCCAACAUCCGCAUCACCGCACCCAAGGAGGGCAUCGAGAAGGCUCGCCACGAGAUCCUGCUGAUCUCCGCCGAGCAGGACAAGCGAGCAGUCGAGCGCCUGUCCCUGGAGAAGGUCUUCCACCCCUUCAUCGCCGGCGCCCACAACCGGCUGGUGCAGGAGUUGAGCCAGGAGACCGGCGCGCGCAUCAGCAUCCCGCCGCCCAGCCUGCCCAAGGACGAGAUCGUCAUCACCGGGGAGAAGGAGGCCGUGGCGCUGGCGCUCAACCGCAUCCGGGCCAUCUACGACGACAAGAAGAGGAAGACCACGACCAUCUCGGUGGAGGUGAAGAAGUCCCAGCACAAGUACAUCAUCGGGCCGAAGGGCAACACCCUGCAGGAGAUCCUGGAGGCCACGGGCGUCUCGGUGGAGAUGCCCCCGCUGGACAGCGGCUCGGAGACCAUCAUCCUGAGGGGCGAGCCCGACAAGCUGGGGCCGGCGCUCAAGGUCUACGCCAAGGCUAAGAGUGUGAUGGUGGUGGAGGUGACCGCUCCGGCCUGGCUGCAUCGCUUCAUUAUCGGGAAGAAAGGGCAGAACAUCGGCCGGAUCACGCAGCAGCUACCGCGGGUUCACAUCGAGUUCACGGACGGCGAGGAGCGCAUCAGCCUGGAGGGGCCGACGGAGGAGGUGGAGCAGGCGCAGGCCCAGAUCCAGGAGAUCAUCAAGGACCUGCUGGUGAGGAUGGACUACACCGAAGUCAUCAUCGAACAGCGUUUCCACCGACACCUGAUCGGAAAGAACGGAGCCAACAUCAAUCGGAUCAAAGAGCAGUACAAGGUGUCGGUUCGAAUCCCGCAGGACUCGGAGCGGAGCGGCCUGGUGCGGAUCGAGGGAGACCCGAAGGGCGUGCAGCUGGCUCGCAGGGAGCUGAUCGAGAUGGUCCAGAGGAUGGAAAACGAGAGAACCAAAGACCUGAUCGUGGAGCAGAAGUUCCACCGGACAAUCAUCGGGCAGAAGGGAGAGAAGAUCAAGGAAGUCCGGGACAAGUUUCCCGAGGUCAUCAUCAACUUCCCCGACCCGUCGCAGAAGAGCGACAUCGUCCAGCUGAGGGGGCCGAAGAACGAGGUGGAGAAAUGUGCAAAGUUCCUGCAGAAAAUCAUCGCAGACCUGAUCGAGAACAGCUUCUCGCUCUCCGUUCCCAUCUUCAAGCAGUUCCACAAGAACAUCAUUGGGAAGGGCGGCGCCAACAUCAAGAAGAUCCGUGAGGAGACCAACACGAAGAUCGACCUGCCCACCGAGAACAGCAACUCGGAGAUGAUCGUCAUCACGGGCAAGAAGAACAACUGCGAAGCCGCCAGGGACCGAAUCCUCGCCAUCCAGAGAGAGCUGGCCAACAUCAAGGAGACGGAGGUGGCCAUCCCGGCCAAGCUGCACAACUCCCUGAUCGGCUCCAAGGGCUGCCUGGUGCGCUCCAUCAUGGAGGACUGCGGCGGCGUCCACAUCCACUUCCCGUCCGAGGGCUCCGGCUCCGACAAGGUGACCAUCAGGGGGCCGGCCGGCGAGGUGGAGAAGGCCAGGAAGCAGCUGCUGCAGCUGGCGGAGGAGAAGCAAGUCAACAACUUCACGGCGGAGCUGCAGGCGAAGCCCGAGUACCACAAGUUCCUGAUCGGCCGGGGCGGCGCCAACAUCCGCCGCGUGCGCGACCGGACGGGCGCCCGCAUCAUCUUCCCGUCGCCGGACGACGCGGAGCAGGAGCUGAUCACCAUCGUGGGGAAGGAGGAGGCGGUGCGCCAGGCGCAGCGGGAGCUGGAGAGCCUGGUGAAGAACCUGGACGACGUGGUGGAGGACGGCAUGGAGGUGGACGUCCGCCACCACCGCCACUUCGUGUGCCGGCGGGGCCAGGUGCUGCGGGAGCUGGCGGAGGAGUACGGCGGCGUGGCGGUCAGCUUCCCGCGCACCGGCGCCAACAGCCAGCGCGUCACCCUGAAGGGCGCCAAGGACUGCGUGGACGCCGCCAAGAAGCGCAUCCAGGAGAUCAUCGAGGACCUGGAGUCCCAGGUGAGCGUGGAGGUGGCCAUCCCGCAGCGCUACCACCGCGCCGUCAUGGGGCCCAAAGGCUGCCGCAUCCAGCACCUCACCCGGGAGCACGAGGUCCAGAUCAAGUUCCCCGAGAGGGACGACGGCGCCGCGGGCCAGGAGGCGGCGCCGCACGAGAACGGCGACGUGAGCCCCGACGCCGAGUUCGUCCCCCGCAAGUGCGACAUCAUCGUCAUCUCCGGCCGGGUGGAGAAGUGCGAGGUGGCGAGAACCGCCCUGCUGGCGCUGGUGCCCGUCACGGAGGACGUGGAGGCGUCGUACGAACUGCACCGCUACAUCAUCGGCCAGAAGGGCAGCGGCAUCCGCAAGAUGAUGGAGGAGUACGAGGUCAACAUCUGGGUGCCGCAGCCCGAGAAGCAGCUGGACGUCAUCAAAGUGACGGGGCUGGCGGCCAACGUGGAGCGAGCGAGACAGGGGCUGCUGGAGAGAGUGAAGGAGCUGCAGGCCGAGCAGGAGGACCGGGCGCUGCGCAGCUUCAAGGUGACGAUGUCCGUGGAUCCAAAGUUUCACCCCAAGAUCAUCGGCCGCAAGGGGGCGGUCAUCUCCCAGAUCCGGAAGGACCACGACGUCAGCAUCCAGUUCCCCGACAAGGGCGACGAGCAGCAGGAUCUGAUCGUGAUCUCCGGCUACGAGCGGAACGUGGAGGAGGCGCGCCACGCCAUCCAGCAGCUGGUGUCCGAGCUGCAGGAGAUGGUGAGCCAGGACGUCCACCUGGACCCCAGGACCCACGCCCGGAUCAUCGGCGCCCGCGGGAAGGCCAUCCGCAAGCUGAUGGAGGAGUUCAAGGUGGACAUCCGGUUCCCUCAGCCGGGCUCCGACGAGCCCGACAAGGUGACGGUGACGGGGCUUCCCGAGACCGUGGACAACGCCAUCGACCACCUGCUCAACCUGGAGGAGGAAUAUAUGCUGAGCGUGACGGAGACGGAGACUCUGGCGGCGUACAUGAAGCCGCCGUCGCGCUACAGCGGGGGAGGGGGGGCGGGGGGCCUGGACGACAGCAGCGGGGGUCCGGCGAAGGGCUUCGUGGUGCGGGACGCCCCCUGGAACGCCGCGGGGAACAAGGCUCCUGACAUGAGCAGCGCCGAGGACUUCCCCACCUUCGGGACGGGCGUGGCCCCGAAGCAGACCUCCGCCUGGGGCCCCAAGAAGUUCUGAAGCUCCUCAAGCGGAACUAAAAGACUCUGUGUAAAGUAGAGACGGCGGGGAGGAGAGGCGUUCGAUACCCGGAGCGCUCUGAAGGUUCCCCCGCUGCAGCUCUGUUUCUCAGAUCCUGAAUUCGAUCCGAUGAAAACACAAACCUGGGAAAACGUUCAGACUCGUUCCGGUAGAGAAACCUUCCCCCCCCCCCCCGCCGUCAGAGAUCAAACAAAUCUCUAAUCAAAUUGCUGCUCGCCUUCCUCCUCGUCCUCCCGUUAGUGACCUUCCUGUCGUCUCUGUAAGCCCCGCCGUUCUCCCACAACCAGCCACAAUGAAUCCUGGGAGAAUGAGCCCUUCUCUCCCCUCCCUCGUAGUACCUCCACCUCCUCCUUCCUCCGAGAGAUAAAAAAAAAAAACAGAACGUUGAGCGCUCUCUCCACAGCUCUGGCCGUUUGUGCUCCGCCUCCCGGUUGCACCGCCCUGCUCUUCCCGCUGAAACAUUUCAAAAAAAAAAAGAAAAAACCCCCCCCCCCCCCUACCGUUUUUUGUUUUCCCGCCAAACGUUCCACCGUCGCCGCACUACGUCAGAAAUGUUUCAUGAAGCAGGGGGAGUCGAGUCGGAGAGAAAAGAGGAAGGAGUCUUUUGUUUUACAGGGCAGGAAGAGUUUGUAAAGAAGAAGAAAAAAAAACAUCUUUUAAGGUUGUUUUCCUGUGGUUUUUACACGGAGGCGUCUGAUUGGCUCAGCCGCUCAUGUGGUGCAGCGUGUGAGGCGAUGAGCUGCGUGUGUGUGUGUGUGUGUGUGUGAGAUUCAGUGUAUGUGUCGGUGGGUUCAGGAGAGGAUUUCACCCACAAGUGUUUGUAGAUCCCCUUUUUUUUUUUCAUUUUUAAUUUUAUUUAUUUCCAAGCUGGGAACAAACUAACUAACAAACAAACAAACAAACCGGAACAUGAAGGAACCGCGGAUUGUUUGUAACGAAGGUCGUCUUGUCUCAAACUGUUUUAUUUAUUCAAAAAACGAGCCAUUUUAUUUGAACUACUGUGAUCGUAUGUUUUUUUUUUUUCUAAAAGCACUCGCUGUAGCUUGCAACCUUGCGUCCGGGGAGUGAAUGUUGUGCGUCGGGGG
This is a messenger RNA of Salarias fasciatus (jewelled blenny), 5110 nucleotides long. It is a transcript of the gene hdlbpb, whose product is annotated as high density lipoprotein binding protein b. The record is from RefSeq and is a predicted model, not a curated record. Gene Ontology annotation, molecular function: mRNA binding. NCBI's taxonomy places the organism in Eukaryota, Metazoa, Chordata, Actinopteri, Blenniiformes, Blenniidae.